Molecule: messenger RNA, 951 nt
Organism: Drosophila subpulchrella
Lineage: Eukaryota; Metazoa; Arthropoda; Insecta; Diptera; Drosophilidae
Product: cell wall protein DAN4
Exons: 3
Coding region: 1-951 (316 amino acids)
Source: RefSeq, a predicted model, not a curated record
AUGAACAAGUAUGGCUUUGUAAAUGAAAGUGGUUGGAUCACUCUAAUCCUGGCCGGAUCCUCGCUGUCCAACGCCUUCUGGUGGCCAAAAACAACAACCGAAACCAGGGAGCCCAGUGGUGGUCCAAUGCUGCAGCAAAUCCCGCUCACCUACUUCCGCACGUACACCUAUCAGCCGUUGGCUCCCGGAUUCUUUGGCUUUGGAGCACCUCAGACACCAAUGCUACCAGGACCACCAUAUGAUCCUUAUGCGGUGAACAGUUACGGGGCUGGCCGACGACAUGACACCGUUCCCAGGCAGGAAGUGACUGCGCCGAGUAGCACAACUAGCACCACCAGCACCACACCGGCUCCAACGACCACAACGACUACGACGACGACGACGACCACGCCGGCUCCAACCACCACGACCAGUACCACCACUAGCACCACAACGCCGCCACCACCUCCUCCUCCUCCGUCGGUGGCCCAGUCCACUAGCAGCAGUUUCUCCGAAGGAUCCACAUCCAGUUUGCUGCGCUUCGGCGAAUAUCCCACGUACAAUCGCCGAGUGAGCAACCUCUACAAUGCCAGGCCGCAGUAUCCGUAUCCGGACUACUUCAACUAUCAGGCGCCGCAGCAGCAGCAGCAGUCGCAGAAUGUAAUGUCAGAGCAGGGGGUCUCCUCCAGUGGCAGUCGCAUCCAAUUUGUGCCCUGCAUGUGCCCCGUGAGCAUGCCCAGUUUGCUGCCAUCCUCGACGGCGGCCACAACGUCCACCCAUCCGGGCACUUCACCCACUUCUUUCGCAUCACAGCCGGCGGCUCGUCACAUCGAGCGACAGGAAUUGGAAGCGGAUACUGAUGGCGAGACAGGCGGCGAGGGUGAGGAAGAUGAGGAGGAGGAGGACGAGGAGGUGGUGGAACAGGUUCAGGAGGAGGGUUCCACCAGUAGUAUCAAGCCAAUUCUCGACUGA